AUGUCAAUGCUAGGAACAUGGGCAGACCAUAUUAUUAUACAAGCAGUUGCGAAUGCGACCAGUUUGAGAAUUCAUAUAACUGAAAGUGCACCAAAUUUUUGUGAACCAACCGUUGUAAGCUCUGUUUAUGUUGAGUCUGGCGAAAACGUAACAGAUAUUUAUAUCAGACAUCUUGAUGAACUACACUAUGCGUCAACAACACCCACUGCACAAUCUGUUUCUCGACAAGUGGAAAAUGGGAAAGCAAAUAAGCUGCAGCCAAAACCAAACUCGCAAAAUUUACAAACUAAAAGUAGAAAAAGCUAUAUGAGAGAAUACAUGAUGAAAACAAGAAAGGAUGAAAAUUUAAAAAAAAAGGAAAAUGAAAGAAAGAAAACAUAUAAUAAAAAUUACAGAACAGCAAAUCCAGAAAAAGUUAAAGAAUUGCUUAAAAAGGCCGCUGUGACAUACAGACAAUCAAAUCCUGACAAGGAGAAACAAACAAAAAUCAAAUAUAGAGAAUCAAAUCCUGAAAAGACUAAAGAUUCCUUUAAGAAGGCCACUGCAACAUACACACAAUCAAAUCCUGAUAAGGUAAAACAAACAAAAAUCACAUAUAGAAAAUCAAAUCCUAAAAAAAUUAAAGAUUCUUCUAAAAAGUCCACUGUAACAUACAGACAAUCAAACAUCGAGAAAAGUAAGAGAAUCGUCAAAAAUAUCAAGUAG
Paramuricea clavata is the source of this 705-nucleotide messenger RNA. The record is from the annotation of a GenBank genome assembly. NCBI's taxonomy places the organism in Eukaryota, Metazoa, Cnidaria, Anthozoa, Malacalcyonacea, Plexauridae.